Molecule: messenger RNA, 681 nt
Organism: Plasmodium vinckei vinckei
Lineage: Eukaryota; Apicomplexa; Aconoidasida; Haemosporida; Plasmodiidae
Product: conserved Plasmodium protein, unknown function
Exons: 2
Coding region: 1-681 (226 amino acids)
Source: RefSeq, a predicted model, not a curated record
AUGAAAUUCUAUAGUGUUCUUGCCAUUGUUUUAUCCUUAUCUUUUAUUGGAGCUACAAACACAAACAAUAAUAAUACUGAUGCUCCCUCAACAGAUCCAACUCCAGAUAACCCAAAUAAUGAUGGAACUGUCCAUAUUUUAACAAAAAACAUUGACUUAAAACAAUUACAAGGAACAUACUACGAAAUUGCAACAAAUGCAUCUGAUAAAAUCUUCCCAGGUUUAUUAUGCAGAUGUACUAAAUACGAUUUCUCCGGCUUAAGAAGAGACGGAAACUCUGGUUACAUGUUAGUUAAUUAUGGAUGUGACAGAAAUUUCAUUUUUGGAGAAAAAAAAACUGAAAUGUUAUUUAAAUUAAUUUUAAAUAAACCAGUUGAUGAAAAUACCACCGUUGUUGAUGAAUUCAACUCAAGUAUCUAUGCAGUCCAAGGAAACCAACAAAUAUUAUUAAACAGCAACAUAAACAUUAUCUAUGCUGAAACUAAUGAACAAAAUGAAUAUGAACAUAUUAUCAUUGCAGGAACUAAAUCAAUUGAACCAAUGGUAAUAUUAUCCAAAUACAGAACUGUACUUUUAGAAACAUACAACAAAUUAUUAAAUGCUCUUUACGUCGCUGGUUAUGACCCAUCCCUCUUAAACUGGCCAUUUAUCCUCCAAACCGAUCAAACUUUCUGUGAUUAA